UGACUGUAAACGUAGAAUGUCUGAAAUAACUUUACAAUAUUUACUGGUAGCCCUGCCAAAAACGUCAAAACAUCCAAUUUCAGGCGAUUAAACCAAUUUUUAUUUUAUUGUGUACAAAACCCUUUUACGUAAAGAACCCUUUUGUUUUUAAGGGAAAGUUUCAUUUUAUAUCCAUAAAUAUGUCUAUUACAACUUUGUAUUAUUUGCAAUUGAAAAAAGAAAAUGCUCACGAGGAUUCAAUUUGGUGUUGCGGUUGGAGUCGUAUUCAAAAUGAAAAGCCUAAAGAAACCGAGGAUGAAAAUGGUGAAAACAAUGAAGAGCAAAACCAUGUAGAAGAGAACUACAUAAUCACUGGAGGACUGGACGAUAUUAUAAAGAUAUGGCAAUUAGAAAAUGGCAAGUUGGAGGUGAAGCAUCAGUUAGAGGGCCACUCACUUGGGGUCAUAUCUGUUGCUGUAAGCCCAGAUGGAAAGACCUUAGCAAGCAGUUCUCAAGACUCAUCACUUAUUCUAUGGGACAUAGCAUCUGGAGACAAACUAAAGACUUUUGAGACAGGAGCCACUGACGUGUGGACCUUGGACUUCUCACCAGAUGGUAAACAUGUUAUAUCGGGAAGUAAUGCUGGAAAAAUAUUAAUAUUUGGUGUAGAAAGUGGCAAACAGGAACAGACAUUGGACACAAGAGGAAAAUUCACAUUGAGUGUUGCUUAUAGUCCAGAUGGAAAAUACAUAGCAAGUGGUGCGUUAGAUGGUAUAAUAAACAUAUUUGAUGUGGCACAAGGAAAGCUGGUGCAUACACUUGAAGGUCAUGCUAUGCCAAUCCGCAGUCUCUGUUUCUCUCCAGACUCUCAGUUACUACUCACAGCAUCUGAUGAUGGACAUAUGAAACUUUAUGAUGUAGUGCAUGCAAACCUAGCAGGCACACUCUCGGGACACGCGUCAUGGGUGCUCUCUGUGGCGUUCUCACCAGACGGCAAGCGGUUCGCGUCCGGUAGCGCCGAUCGAACAGUCCGAGUGUGGGAUCUGGACAGCAUGCAGUGUCAGAAUGUAUUCAAGGAACAUAAUGAUCAGGUCUGGGGUGUAAAAUUCAAUUCAGAGAGCAACAAAAUUGUGUCGGUGUCGGAAGAUAAAAGUGUAAAUAUUUAUGACUGUCCCUUAUAGUCUGCCAAAAAAAGAAUAAAUAUCCAGAAAUUAUAUUA
Molecule: messenger RNA, 1198 nt
Organism: Manduca sexta (tobacco hornworm)
Lineage: Eukaryota; Metazoa; Arthropoda; Insecta; Lepidoptera; Sphingidae
Product: WD repeat-containing protein 61
Exons: 7
Coding region: 180-1160 (326 amino acids)
Cellular component (GO): Cdc73/Paf1 complex
Molecular function (GO): protein binding
Source: RefSeq, a predicted model, not a curated record